Trichoderma aggressivum f. europaeum is the source of this 1524-nucleotide messenger RNA. RefSeq lists its product as uncharacterized. Bases 1 to 1524 code for a protein of 507 amino acids. The record is from RefSeq and is a predicted model, not a curated record. Lineage: Eukaryota; Fungi; Ascomycota; Sordariomycetes; Hypocreales; Hypocreaceae. The transcript has 2 exons.
AUGAUGCUCACCAUCAAGCAGCAAUCGACGACAUACGGCUACAAGUCCGUCCAUGAUUUGCCAACUCCGCCUUCCACCUCCCGGCCCUCUCCUCCCUUGAACUAUCAAGACCCAUCCUUCAAACCGUACCUCGUCUCUCAGAACAGCCCAGUGCAGCCCAUGUCUUCUCAUCGUGGCCUGCCUCCUCCGGCGGCCAUGACUCUACCUCCACAGCAGCCUCCUUCCGUUGGCCCUCCGCCGUCACACCACGCUCAACCACCACCUCCUCUACCGCUAUCACAGCACUCUCACCAGGCACAACAACCAUGGCCCUCGCCUUCGGCUGGCCUGCCUCCGCCGCCACAGCAAUGGCAAGGAGCUGAGGAGUCUAUGCGGACUUGGCUCCAGGCCAAGACAGAGGAAGAGAAGACGAGGCAAGAAGAGGAGAGGACCAGGCAAGAGACUUUACGUCUGGAGCAGAGAAAAAUCGAAAUGGAUAUUUUGCGAGCCUCUCUUGGCGGCGGCAUCCCACCUCCCUUGGUUCCUCUAGUCUUUGCUGGCAUGGGAAGCGGGGGCACCCUUCCCCAGGCCGCUCUUGAAUGGGCACAACAGUUCAUGGCUCCAGCCCAAGGCCAUCAUCCCCAGCUGCUUCCGCCCCAGCGGCCGCAUUCACCACCAGACCAUUCGAGGGAGCCCGUAGGCCACGGAAUGGUGUACGCCACUUCUCCAGCACAGGCGACUUCAGCUCAAGGCCCCGGCGGGUAUGGGCCGUAUCCAGGAUCGCCAACGAGGCCAAGAGGCCAGACUGUCUCCGGCGCAAUGGGCCGACCAAUUGGAAUGGCAUCCAACAUGGUGGGCGUCGCCAACCCUCCCCAGCCCCCGCAAGGACCUCCUCCUGUGAUGCCGCCGUACCAAGGGCACGCGCAUACGCAGUCGCAGUCAUCCCAGCAUGACACGAGCCCGUCGAUCUAUUUCCAUCAUUGGCAGCCCCCGGCGACGCAGAGCGGCAGCAGCUCGAACCGGCCCGGAACACCGUCUGGGGAGGCUCAGAAGAAGCGAAAGACGACUGGAGGGGCUUCUCAGCAGGUAACUAGAGCUCCGAGCGAAGACCGAUUUCGAUCCCCGCCGCCAUUCACGCAGCUCGGCUCGUCGAAUCCAGCGUCGCCCAGUCGAAAAUCGCAUAAGCGCCAACGGAGCGAUGUGUCGUGGUAUAGGCCUCCUGGCCAGAUGUACGGUGAGGAUCCUGACCGGCCUCGAGCGAGAACGCCAACACAAGCCCCGUCCUGGGGUCCCUCGCAACGUGAGAGGGAGGAUUCGAGGAGUGCAAAGCAGUCGGUAUCCUCGCUGCUAUCCCGCGAGCCUGAUGACUCGGGUGCACUGUCACGACAGAAUGCGCAGCCCCCGCGGCUCGAGGCGCCGCCGCCGAUACCACGAGCCAGGGGACCGGGAGAGCAAAGAGCUGGGGUAGAUACGCCGCUAUCUGCAGGAGAAGCCGAUCCAAGGUCCCGAAUGGCAGGGGGUGGGAUGCACGAGAGAGAAGCCUGA